Messenger RNA from Sphenostylis stenocarpa, 1320 nucleotides. The record is from the annotation of a GenBank genome assembly. NCBI's taxonomy places the organism in Eukaryota, Viridiplantae, Streptophyta, Magnoliopsida, Fabales, Fabaceae.
AUGGGGAAAACCAUCUUCGCCUCCGGCGUCGUUGCCUUCCUCCUCCUCCUCCUGGUGUCCCCCUCCACGGCUGAGAUCAAAGCCCUCACCAUAACCUCCGACACGCGCCCCAUGAUCCUAUUGGAGAAAUUCGGGUUCACACAUACCGGCCACGUGUCGAUCGCGGUCUCCUCUGUGUCCGUGGUGGCGUCGGGGGGAUCGCAACCGGACCCUUCCCGGUUAGGGUUCUUCCUCCUGAGCGAAGAGUCCCUUCUCCAAGUCCUAAUCGAGAUCCAGCAAAACCCUAGCUUCUGCGUCCUGGACUCGCGCUAUAUCAAAAGCCUCUUCACCUUCCGCGAGCUCUCUCCCCCUCCUGCCGCCUCCGUCAACCGCACCUUCCCCAUCACAACCCCCAACGAAUACAGCCUCUUCUUCGCCAAUUGCGCGCCGGAAAGCUCCGUCUCCAUGGCGGUCCAUACGGAGCUCUACAACCUCGACCCUGACUCCGCCCGCGACUACCUUUCUGCUGGCCAGACUCAGCUCCCUUCCCUUUUCUUCCUCUUCUCAGUGGUCUACUUCGCCUUCCUCGGCAUCUGGCUCUACCUCUGCCACUCCAACCGCCGCUCCCUCCACCGGAUCCAUAUCCUCAUGGCCGCCCUCCUCCUCAUGAAGGCCCUCAACCUCCUCUGCGCCGCCGAGGACAAGCACUACGUCAAAAUCACCGGCACCCCCCACGGCUGGGACGUGCUCUUCUACAUCUUCCAGUUCAUCCGCGUCGUCCUCCUCUUCACCGUCAUCGUCCUCGUCGGCACCGGUUGGUCCUUCCUCAAACCCUUCCUCCAGGAGCGCGAAAAGAAGGUCCUUAUGAUUGUCAUCCCCCUCCAGCUCCUCGCCAACGUCGCCUCCGUCGUUAUCGGCGAAACCGGUCCCUUCAUCAAGGACUGGGUCACCUGGAACCAGGUCUUCUUGCUUGUCGACAUCAUCUGCUGCUGCGCCAUCAUCUUCCCUAUUGUCUGGUCCAUUAGGUCUCUCAGGGAAACCUCCAAAACCGACGGAAAGGCCGCCAGGAACCUCGCCAAGUUAACCCUCUUCAGACAGUUCUACAUCGUUGUCAUUGGCUACUUGUACUUCACGCGCAUUGUUGUCUUUGCGCUUAAAACCAUUGCCGCGUAUAAGUACCAGUGGGUGAGCAAUCUCGCCGAGGAGACUGCUAGCCUCGCCUUUUAUGUUGUCAUGUUCUACAUGUUUAGGCCUGUCGAGAGAAAUGAGUACUUUGUUCUCGAUGAGGAGGAAGAAGAGGCGGCGGAGAUUGCCCUCAGGGACGAAGAAUUUGAGCUUUGA